AAAGAGGGAAAUUUAAAACUCGACGGCGUUAACCAGAAGUAAACACAAAACCUCAAAAAACGAAGCGAAAAUGAGAGCACGUUGACAUUCUUCACGUCUGAACGUAAAGUAUGUCCUUAUCAAACAUUUUAAAACCGCUUUUUGAUGUUUUUAGUCCGGUAAAUUUGAAUUAGACCGUUUGGCUCCGGAACGUUUGAACCUCGGUGUCGAAUUUCAUCAACAGGCGAGUUUACACCAUAAAUCAAGGUCAUUUCAUGCCAAGAUGAAGAAGAGGGUGAGGACGAAGUUGACCAGAGACAAAGAGAAGUGUUGCGCCCUCUGCAGGUGCAGCGAUGACGACCCGGCCAUAUUUGGAGAAAAAGUCAAACUGCCAGAGGACAACCUCUGUGUUCACUACUUCUGUUUGCUGACUUCCUGUGGAGUUUACCAGCGAGGAGAGGAGAGCGAGGGCGUCUUUGGGUUUCUGGUCGAAGACAUCAAACAGGAGAUCCGCCGCACAGCUCGACUGAGGUGUUGCUUUUGUAAGAAGAAGGGAGCAUGUGUCGGCUGUAACGUCAGGAGCUGCAGGAAGAUGAUCCACUUCCCCUGUGGGAGGAAAAAGAGGUUCAUCUCACAGUUUAGCGGAGACUUCCCGUCGUACUGUCCUGACCACAGCCCUACUCAGUCCCUCUGUGUGAGCGCAGAUGUCAGUCUUCCUCAGUCCUGCUCCAUCUGCCUGGACUCCAUCGAGCCCGUCCUGUCCUACUCCAUCCUCAAAUGUCCGUCCUGCCACACCAGCUGGUUCCACCGAGACUGUGUGCAGCGUCAGGCUCACAGCGCUGGCCUCUUCUUCUUCAGAUGCACGCUGUGCAACAACAAAGAAAACUUCCAGGAGGAGAUGAUCCGCAUGGGAAUCUACAUCCCAGAGAGAGAUGCAUCAUGGGAGUUGGAGGCUAACGCCUUUUCAGAGCUGCUGGAGGUUUACAGACGCUGUGACGCUCUCACCUGUCUCUGCAGCGAAGGACGCUCGCACUCCGCCCACACCGGGUGGUUCGAGGUGAUCCGCUGCCGUCUUUGUGGAUCUGGAGGGACUCACAGGAAAUGUUCGGGGCUGACGUUGGACACCAAAGACUGGGCCUGCAGCGACUGCACCCAGGCUACAGACGGCAAAGCUUCCCUGGUCGUGUCUCCUCAGGGCGGUCCAAAGAGGAGUCUGCUGUCCAAACGCCGCACGUCCUCCAUCCACUCCACCAUCAGCUGUAAGAGACCGUCUCUACCUGUUGGAUGUGAAUCACCUGCGGACCUCCUGCGUGCGUUGGCCCCUCAGCUUCGUCUGGUCCCGGUCCAGUUGGAGGUGAGCGGGUAUCGGGCUCUGUCUGCUGGCGUGGAGCUGGUGAGAAGGGCCGACUUUGACCCUGCACGUACUCUGUCUGUGAGGUUUAAAGAGGACCAGCAGACUGCAUUUCCCAGCAGCCUCCGGGACAGCGAGGCUGCCAGGCAGUACUUCCUGAAGCUGCUGGUGCAGCAAAUCCAGGACUCUGAGGUGUUCGAGGGUCCGGAAGGAUGCAAAAACCUGGUGCUGGAUGCUCAGGCGCUGCGUGACGAUCUUUACUUCGACCUCGGCUGUCUGCUCGCCCUCUCCCUCGUUCACGGCGGUCCUCCUCCUGGAUUCUUCUCCCCGGCUCUCUACCAGUGUCUCUUCAACUACCCCGCCAACCGCCCGCUCACCGUCGCACACAUGACCCCCAACACACACUUCACCCGCCAAGUCAGCCGGAUGGAGGAGGCGGAGUCUCUAGACGAGCUCAGAGAGGUGAUGGAGGAGAGCUGGGAGUUCCUGGAGUUAGCCGGCUGUAACCGACCAAUCAGCAGCCUGGAGGACAGAGAGGCUCUGGUGGAGAAUCUGGUCAGCUUCAUCAUGAUCAGCAGGAUGCAGCUGCCCCUGCAGAGGUUUCGGGAGGGCCUUCAGACUCUGGGCGUCUUUGAUCAGGUUCAGCUCUUCCCGGCCGUGUUCUGCAGCGUUUUCUGCAAAGCCACGGUUCAGCUCACAGCUCAGACGCUCGGUCAGCUGUUCACCGUUAAUUUCUCCUCCCAGGAGGAGAAAGUGAACAUGGAGACGACCACCAUCUCCUUCUGGAGACACUUCCUGCUGGAGUGUGAAGUCGGCCGGAGCUCCGUCUCCCUCCAGGACCUCCUUCGUUUCUCCACAGGAGCCGAGGAGCUCCCAGCCGCCGGCCUCUUCCCUCCUCCCUCCAUCUCCUUCCUCCACCCUUUUGCCCCCACCCCAGCGGGAGCUAAGGGGAGAAGAAGAGCAGGGAGGGGGGCACAGAGGGACAGUGGGCUGUUUCCUCAGAGCGAGCCUGACUCCAAACACCUCCUCCUGCCCGUCACCUCCACCUACACGACCUUCAAGAGCGCCGUGGAGCAGGCGGUCAGCCACCACGUCCACCUCCUCCCCAUGGAGAGUUAGUCAGAAGACAGGAAGUAGACCAGGAGCACUGCUCCUCUUAAAUGUUGCUUUGCGUGUGAUUAUUUUCAUGCUGAACAGAUUUAAAGAGUUUUCCUUCAUUUUCACACAGAGAAUCAAAAGCAGCUGCUUUCAUGCUGACAGACUUUAUCUGAUUUUACUACAAUAACAAGCAAAUAAGAAACACUUCGGCUCAAAUCCACAAAUCUACAGCUUAUUGUUGCAUGUUUAUGUUUUUUAUUUUCAUCACAUGAAUUUUAAAAGACUUCCUGAAAAGGUCAAAGGUUCUAUUCUCCUAUUUUUAAAAAGUAAUCAGGGAACAGCUGGUUUCUUGAUUUCUCAUUUGAAAUUAAAAAUUACUGGCUGUUAAACACGCUGACCCUUCAAAAUAAAAUCAGCUCAUCCUUGAGUUAAAGUAGAAAUAUUUCCAGCAUUUAAAGAAAAUCCCUCAGAGUGUUCUUGGGAUCAGGAGUUCAUAAGACCGUCCAGAUCGGCAGCGUGCAGACGAAAACGUACGACAGAAACCUGCAGUUUUUUAAUGUUUAGGUUCUUUUGUAAAUUAUCCAUCGUUAAAGUGAUGAUGGUUUUAGACUCAGCUGUUUCUCAGCAGAAAAAUCUUCUUUACCAGAUAAGUAAUGAUGACCAACGCAUGAUCAUAAAAGCAUUUAAACUCAGCUUCAGGAGAUGUUUAGAGCUUUAAAUUCACUUUUAUUCACCCUGUAAACCUUUUUUUUCUCCACAUAUCUGCUCUCACAGUGGUGCUAAUGUUGUUUCUAUUGUAAAUAGUUUAAAUCUUCUACUUUUGCUGAUGUUUUUGUGCUUUUUCUACAUUUACCGUGCUUACAUUGUGAAAACGAAUGUAUUAAAAAGAAUUGCUUCAUA
Cheilinus undulatus (humphead wrasse) is the source of this 3328-nucleotide messenger RNA. It is a transcript of the gene g2e3, whose product is annotated as G2/M-phase specific E3 ubiquitin protein ligase. NCBI's taxonomy places the organism in Eukaryota, Metazoa, Chordata, Actinopteri, Labriformes, Labridae. Bases 263 to 2449 code for a protein of 728 amino acids. Gene Ontology annotation, cellular component: nucleus. The transcript has 17 exons. Gene Ontology annotation, molecular function: ubiquitin-protein transferase activity. The record is from RefSeq and is a predicted model, not a curated record.